CAAACCCCCAAUACUCUCUCUCUCACAUUUCAUCACUGUGUGUAGAUAACCCUUUUCCUCUCUCUCCCUCUCUCGUCUCAUUUUGAGGAGAAAUGAAGUAUGUGUUGGUCACCGGAGGAGUCGUCAGCGGCCUCGGCAAAGGCGUCACCGCUAGCAGCAUCGGCCUCAUCCUCAAAGCCUGCGGCCUCCGCGUCACUUCCAUAAAAAUCGAUCCUUAUCUCAACAGCGAUGCUGGGACUAUGUCUCCUUUUGAGCACGGUGAAGUGUAUGUGUUAGACGAUGGUGGAGAGGUGGACUUGGACCUUGGAAAUUAUGAGCGGUUUCUGGAUUUGAAACUGACUAAAGACAAUAAUAUAACUACUGGAAAAAUUUACCAGGCUGUUAUUGACAAGGAGAGAAGGGGGGACUAUCUUGGGAAAACGGUUCAGGUCGUGCCUCACAUUACCGACGCCAUUCAAGAGUGGAUUGAGCGAGCUGCUGCUAUUCCAGUGGACGGCAAAGACGGCCCGGCUGAUGUUUGUGUUAUUGAAUUGGGUGGAACCAUUGGGGAUAUUGAAUCAAUGCCGUUCAUCGAGGCUCUUGGGCAGUUUUCGCAUCGUGUGGGUCAUGGAAAUUUUUGCUUGAUACAUGUCAGCUUGGUGCCGGUUCUAAGUGUCGUCGGUGAGCAGAAAACAAAGCCAACUCAACACAGUGUUAGAGGAUUACGAAGCUUGGGUCUAUCUCCAGAUAUUCUAGCAUGUCGCAGCACAACGGAACUCGAUGAAACCAUCAAGGAGAAGCUCUCUCGUUUUUGCCAUGUUCAGAGAGAGAACAUCAUCACCCUCUAUGAUGUUUCCAACAUCUGGCACGUACCUUUGCUUUUGAGAGAUCAGAAGGCUCAUGAGGCAAUUUUGAAAGUCUUGAACCUCAACUGUGAGAAUAGAGUACCAGCUCUUGUGGAUUGGACAGCCAGGGCAGAUCUCUCUGAUAGGUUGACCGAUACUGUCAGAAUUGCUAUGGUUGGAAAGUACACUGGACUUUCAGAUUCUUAUCUUUCUGUGCUGAAGGCUCUUUUGCACGCUUCAGUCGCAUGCCAUAGGAAACUAUGCGUCGAUUGGGUCCCAGCUUGUGAUCUUGAAGAUGCAACUCUACAAGAGAACCCGGAUUCUUACAAAAAAGCAUGGAAAUUGUUGAAGGGGGCGGAUGCCAUUCUAGUUCCCGGAGGCUUUGGAGAUAGAGGAGUUGAGGGAAAAAUCCUGGCUGCCAAGUAUGCCCGGGAAAACCUAGUCCCUUAUCUCGGGAUAUGCCUUGGAAUGCAAACUGCUGUCAUUGAGUUUGCACGAUCCGUCCUUGGCCUGAAGAAUGCAAACAGCACUGAAUUUGACCCGAACACCAAGAAUCCUUGUGUUAUUUUCAUGCCAGAGGGCUCAAAGACGCACAUGGGAGGCACUAUGCGUCUCGGAUCAAGGAGGACAUAUUUCCAGUGCACAUCCAGUAAAUCCACGAAACUAUACGGGAACGUGAGUUUUGUUGAUGAGAGACAUCGCCACAGAUAUGAGGUAAAUCCCGAUAUGGUGCAGCAACUGGAAGAUGCCGGCCUCUCGUUUACUGGAAAAGACGAAAGUGGUUGUCGGAUGGAGAUUGUUGAGCUACAUAGCCAUCCGUACUUCAUAGCCGUUCAAUUUCACCCAGAGUUCAAGUCGAGACCAGGAAAGCCCUCCCCCCUGUUUUCAGGGCUCGUGGCAGCAGCAUGCGGUCAGCUGGACAUUCUUUUGAAGAAAGGUUCAUUGAGAACAUGCAGGCUGACCAGCAAUGGUUCGUCACCAAUAAAGCCACAUUUCUAUGAGAAUGCAACAACGCUAACAAACGGGGCUUUAGUAGAUGGAAUUUACUGCAACGGGAAUGGUUUGCACGCAUAGAAAAGUUCGGGACACCACAGUUAGAGUUGCGAUCAUCGUUUUGUUCCAGCGUUUCUAUGUGUAGAGAUACUAGCUAGUAUUCGUCGUAGGAUUCACAGUUUUUUUUACCAUGGUGUGCACAGUCAGAUUCCGGUCUUUUAAACGGAAUGCCAUGGAGUACUACAACGGAUUGUUGCUCUUGUCGUUCUGCAGUUUUUUUUAUUUGCCUUAUGAUUAAUAUUAGAUGAAUUUUGUUGCUAUUUUGAGAUAAUAGUGUAAUUGUGACUUCUUUACACUAGUUUUGUGGAUUUGUGCAUAUAACAGAUUCGCAGCUUGUCAUGGUUAAUUAAGAUUGGUCCAAAAGGGGCGUGUAAUUUGUUGACAUUGCCUAAGCUUAUCAGAUGAUUUUUAUCUUUGUUUGUUUUCAUGUUUUAAA
Messenger RNA from Salvia splendens (bonfire salvia), 2313 nucleotides. Its product is annotated as CTP synthase. The transcript has 21 exons. The coding region runs from base 93 to 1898 and encodes 601 amino acids. Gene Ontology annotation, molecular function: CTP synthase activity; identical protein binding. NCBI's taxonomy places the organism in Eukaryota, Viridiplantae, Streptophyta, Magnoliopsida, Lamiales, Lamiaceae. The record is from RefSeq and is a predicted model, not a curated record. Gene Ontology annotation, biological process: pyrimidine nucleobase biosynthetic process; CTP biosynthetic process.